AUAUUGAAAAAGCCAUUGAUAAUAAGAUUCAAGGAACAUCAGUUGCACAUAUUGAGCAAAAGAGGAAUGUUGGAAAAAUUGUAGAUACAAUUGCUGGAGUAUCUAAUUGGUAUUCUUGGAAGUGGCCAAUUGACGAGGAUUUAUAUUUGCUUCAAUUCACAAAACCUGAACCAAUGUUUACACCACAUCCUAUGCCAAAGAAGAAAUGA
Messenger RNA from Entrophospora candida, 209 nucleotides. The record is from the annotation of a GenBank genome assembly. Lineage: Eukaryota; Fungi; Glomeromycota; Glomeromycetes; Entrophosporales; Entrophosporaceae.